This is a messenger RNA of Brugia malayi, 1125 nucleotides long. It is a transcript of the gene Bma-apy-1, whose product is annotated as MGC52693 protein, putative. NCBI's taxonomy places the organism in Eukaryota, Metazoa, Nematoda, Chromadorea, Rhabditida, Onchocercidae. The coding region runs from base 1 to 1125 and encodes 374 amino acids. The transcript has 6 exons. Gene Ontology annotation, biological process: proteoglycan biosynthetic process. The record is from RefSeq and is a predicted model, not a curated record. Gene Ontology annotation, molecular function: UDP phosphatase activity; GDP phosphatase activity; calcium ion binding.
AUGGUUAAUCUCGAAACACGUUCAAGAAUUCGGAAGGAUGGUGUUCACCGACUAUCAUUCACCGGUUCCUCCCUUACUACUACUGUGCUUAUAGUCACUUUAUGUGCAGCAUUUAUUGCACUAACCAAAAAUAUGCAGAAACCUGGAUGCUAUCGUCGACCAUAUAAUACAUCACAGCUUGGUCAUGAAGUUUUGUUGGCUGAUGGAUCUCAUCAGUUUCGUAUAAUGGUUGUGACAGAUCUUGACAAGAGCAGUAAGCAUCCGACAGAAGAAAAUCAAUGGCAGAGCUUCAUAGAAUUUGGUAUUCUCACAGUGAAUAAGGAUUACACUGAAGCAUCUCUUAAAUGGAAUAGCAAUGAACAGAUUUCACUUUAUUCGACAAUUGCUGGUGGUGGACGGUCGAUGGAACUAUCUGAUCUUGUCGUUUUUGAUGGGAAAUUGUUAUCAAUAGAUGAUCGAACCGGAAUUAUUUAUCGAAUCGAAAAAGACAUGGCUUAUCCUUGGAUUUACCUCAGUGAUGGUGCUGGAAAUGCAACCAAAGGUUUCAAAGGUGAAUGGAUGACGGUGAAAGAUGGUAAUCUUUACGUCGGUGGCCUUGGGAAAGAGUGGACAACAACAGAAGGUGUAUUUGACAACGAGGAUCCUAUGUGGAUCAAGCUUGUAACUCCCGAGGGUAGUGUCGAGCAUAUCAGUUGGGUUAAUGAAUACAAGAAAUUACGUUCUGCAGUUGGGAUUGAGUGGCCUGGUUAUAUGGUACACGAAUCAGUUCAGUGGUCAGAAAUCUACAAAAAGUGGUUCUUCUUGCCCAGAAGAGCUAGUAAGCAAGUAUACAACGAAGCAGAGGAUGAAGAAAGAGGAACUAAUUAUUUGCUUUCUGCUUCGGAGGACUUUUCUGACAUAAAAUACCAACAGAUUGGGCCAUUAAGCAGUACAAGAGGCUUCUCAGCUUUCCAAUUUGUUCCUGGUACUAGUGAUCGAAUAAUUGUGGCAUUAAAAUCGGAGGAAAAAGACACAUUACCAGUAGCCAGUUACAUAACAGUAUUUAAUCAUGAAAUGGGUCAUAUCUUGCUCGAAGAAAUGCCACUCUUUGGCAAGUUCAAAUAUGAAGGAAUAGCAUUUGUCUGA